CUGCGCCAUUCGUCAUUUGUCGUCAUUGUUGCAAUGGACGACGACCAGCUUCGUGGCGCAAAACGGUCUUUCGGCGAGGUCGACUCGUCACCAGCACCCUCCAACGGGUCUGCCUUCACAUCUGCGUUCGCCGCACCCGGUGCGCCCGCAGCAUCCGGCGAUGGCCAGCCUGCCCCCAAGCGCGAGCGCAAGAGUCGCUGGUCGGAGGACAAGGUUGUCGCGCCCGCCCUCGCCGCGCUGCCACCGACCAUGAGCGACGAGCAGCGCGUCGUCCGAGCACUCGAGAUCCAGAUCGACCACAUUGCGCACCAGCUCCACACGGGCAACUUGGAUCUCCACUCUGGCAAUCGAUCGCCAUCACCCGAGCCUACAUACGAUCAGUACGGUAAACGUACCAACACCCGCGAGGUGCGAAAGCGAAAGCAGCUGGAGGAACAGCGGAGCAAGCUCAUCGAGCAGGCCAUGCGCACAAGCUCGACAUACCGCCCUCCCAGCGACUACCGGCGCCCGACAAAGCUGCAGUCGCGCGUGGAUAUCUUUGAAGCAGAACAGCACCCGGAGAUCAACGUUCUGGGCGCCAUCCUGGGCCCGCGUGGUAAAACGCUGCAGUUGAUUGAAUCCGAGACGGGCGCGAAAAUCUUUAUUCGAGGCAAGGGCUCCAUCAAGUCCAACAAGGGUCCGCAAAACAACAACGACGAAGGCGACAAUCUGCACGCACUGGUUCAGGGACCCACCCAAUCCCACAUUGAUGCCGCUGCCGCCAAAAUCCGUGACAUUGUCCAGCGCGCCGUCACCAUGCCCGACGAUCAGAACGAACACAAGAAGACGCAGUUGCGCGAGCUCGCUGCGUACAACGGCACACUGCGCGACGACGAGCUGCUCAUGCGCUGCGCAAACUGCGGCGCCACCACCCAUCGCGCCUGGCAAUGCACAGAAAAGAAGAUUUUCACCAACUCGGUCAUCUGCCACAUUUGCAAGGGUGUCGGUCACGUUGCACGCGACUGCAUGAACCGCGACGGCGGCAACGCCAAUCUCGAGCCCGUGUCGUCGAGCGGCGGCUCGGGCGGCAGUGUCCAGCCACUUCGCCCGCUGCCCCUGACGCCAGGCCAAUCCUCUUCGUCGUCGUCGUAUUCGUCUCAAUCUAAUGCACAGGACCGAUCAAAGAUGGACGACGAGGUCAAUGCUCUGAUGAACUCGCUUGCCAACGGCGACUCGGGUGCUGACGGUGGUGCUGCGGACGGUGGCUCAAAGCCCGCAGCCGGCAGCAACGGCAGUGAUCAUCCGCCACCCGCGCAUGUGCCCGCGCCACAGCGCGAGAGUCGCUCUCACGUGCAUCCCAGUCGCAUGGCCAACAUUGGCCCGCCGCCGUGGUCUGCCGGGCCACAUGGCGGCCGUGGACCUCCUCCCCCUCCCCAACACCAGCCACAUCACCAGCCGUAUGGCGCCUACCCGCCUCCGCCGCCGCACGGCAUGCCCUUCUUCCCGCCGCCAGCAGACUUUUACGGCCAUGCAGGUGGUCCGCCCAUGGACAUGUAUGGCUUCCAAGGUGGCUUCCCGCCAAUGGGCCACGGCAUGCCGCACGACAUGAUGGCGCAAGGUUGGCCGCCAAUGGAUCCGUCUGCUUUUUACAACAUGAAUGGCAUGGGCGGUGGGGCCCAACAACCCCCGCCUCCGCCGCCACCGUCAUCUGCGCCUCCGCCGCCACCUCCGCCACCGUCCGACGGCGCAGCUCCUCCGCCCCCGCCCUCGGAACCCUGGUUGCAAGCCUCGUCCGCCGCAGCUCCUCCACCGCCUCCGCCGCCAAUGUGAGAGGUGUCCAGCGCAGUCUUGAUUUGUUUUGAUGGUUUUUUUUUUCAUUCUUGUUUUUGUUUUCGUCUCGUUUUGUCAACACUUGUUCAAUUCAUUAGUUGCAACAGUAUAGAGCC
Molecule: messenger RNA, 1925 nt
Organism: Capsaspora owczarzaki ATCC 30864
Lineage: Eukaryota; Filasterea; Ministeriida; Capsasporidae
Product: splicing factor 1 isoform 1
Exons: 3
Coding region: 34-1809 (591 amino acids)
Biological process (GO): regulation of mRNA splicing, via spliceosome
Cellular component (GO): nucleus
Molecular function (GO): zinc ion binding; mRNA binding
Source: RefSeq, a predicted model, not a curated record